GAGCAUCAUCAAAACACUGGCAUACAGCUUCCUCUGCCCGGAUAUCGAAAGAGGACAACAGGGAAUUUAGAGGUUAAAUUAAAAAACAACAACAAGAGAGAACAGGGAGGCUUGUGCGCCAAGGUGCAAAGGAGAAACCAGCAUCCAUCCUUGCAGGAGCAGCAGCAGUGGUUGUAGUAGCCGAGAAGCAGGAGCAGAUUCGAGGAUUUUUCCGUGUCGGUCGCCCGGUGCUCCACACACCCUGUGCCUUUGAACCAGCAGCGGGGAGGAGGGGAGGACCAGAGAGGAGGCUGUGCAGAAAGGAGGAGGACCAUGGAGGGGAUGCAGGCAUACGGAGCCGGGAAAGCCGGAGGAGCCUUCGACCCCGUCACCUUCUUCCAGCAGCCUCAGACCAUUCUCCGCAUAGUGUCUUGGCUCUUCUCCAUUGUGAUCUUCGGCUGCAUCGCCAACGAGGGCUACAUUAACCGCCCCAACGAAGUGGAGGAGUACUGCAUCUUCAACCGCAACCAGAACGCCUGUAAUUAUGGCGUCUUUAUGGGCUCUAUGGCCUUCCUCUGCUGCAUGGCCUUCCUGGCUCUGGACGUCUACUUCCCCCAGAUCAGCAGCGUUAAAGACCGUAAGAAAGCAGUGCUGGCUGAUGUCGGGGUGUCAGCAUUCUGGUCCUUCAUGUGGUUCGUGGGUUUCUGUUUCUUGGCAAACCAGUGGCAGGUGACCAAGCGUGAGGACAACCCUCUGAGGGAGGGAGGGGACGCUGCCCGGGCAGCCAUCACCUUCUCCUUUUUCUCUAUCUUCACCUGGGCGGGCCAGUCUUUCCUGGGCUUCCAGAGGUACAAGCUGGGGGCCGACUCAGCCCUCUUCUCCCAGGACUACACGGACCCUAGCCAGGACGCAGCCGGAGCUCCUUACACCUCCUUUGGUGGGGACGACCUGGAAAGCCCAGGAGGAGGGGGCCAGGCCAACAGUGAUGCGGCCUUUGACGGCACCGGAGGCUACCAGCGUCAGGACUACUGAGAGAUUAGGGGGUAAUAUACUUGGGGGAGAAUAUCUUGGUGAAGUUGUCCAUAGUUCCUAAUUUAGAGUGAGGUUUGUAUAGUUUCUACUAAAAAAAACAGUUUGGGUCAAUAUAGCACAAAUGCAAUACCAGUACCAAGGGGUUGCUUUGACACAAACAAGAUUACGUUUUUUCAGUGCAAAAUAAUGUGCAUAUGACAUUAAUCAGACAUUAUCAGUAGCAAAAGUGACAUGCCGGUUUAAAAAGAGCUUUAGAAGAUUCGAACAGGUUGCAGCCAUACCAUAUUUGAGUUUAGGUACAUAACCCAAAUGGUAAAUAUGAAAAAUAAAACUGUAUCCAUGUGUGCUGGGUUAAGUUAAGGAUGCUGUAAGUGACAUACAGAGCAUUAAAGUAACUGCAACUUGCACAGCAGUGUCUUAAAUAUGUACAUGAACAUUUGCUAAAAAACAAAACACAAGCUUGUCGGCAACUUCAGUAGCACAGCCAAACAUCAAGCAGGUGCAGCAACACAAGACAUAGCAAGCCAGCUAGUCCAACAUAGCAGAAAACAACUACUUGCUAUGUAAAGUUGCAGUAGACUGAUGGUCCUGUCCAGAGAAUGAAGUCACACUCAUUCUGUGUGUUUUGUAAUCCGAGCCUUUCUGUUCUUAGUUGUGGUAGCCUGUCUACCUUGGCAACACAUGCAUGUUAGUGCAUGUAAGUCACAUUGAGCUAUCCAGUACAUUAAAGAGUCCUGACCAGGUGUCAAUGUGUGAUAAAUUGGGAAUGAGAAUAAAUAAGCUGUGGAGCCAAUUAUGACUCAGACUCUGAACCACUGAUAUGCUCUGAAUAUUGUGUACAGAACCUUUAUAAUCGCAUUGAUUUGGUGCUGUAUUGACCCAAAUUGGGUCAGUUUUGACAUUUUUGUGCGUACAUGAAACGAUUGAUACAUUUUAGCUGGGGGGAUGAAGUUGGUGGAUUUCAUACCUGUUACAUUUCAGUUACUGGGCUGAUUUCCAUAAAAAGCUAAAUUUAUCUCUAGGUCAGAAAUUGUGGGCAACUUUCCAGAUUUUGUGACAAGAUGUCAAUUAGUCUGCAGUAGAACAACAGCAAGGGGUUCAGAACAUUGAUGGGAAGGGGUUGUGGGAUGGAGUAAGACAUUUAAAGAUAAAAGGAACAGUUUAUGGGAGAAAUACAGGAGUGUGGGAAGAAUUGGGAGGUCAAGGGGUUCGCAGAAAUGGUCACUCUGUAGCUGAUCAAUGCUUGUGACCACAUUGCCUUCAUCCUUUGAGGUAUACUGUCAGCAAAAUGACUGCGAUCAGUGUUAGUUAAAACACACACACACACACACACGCAAGCACACAGCAUAUAGAUUUUUAACAGACAACACAAGUUUCUGCUGACAAAACUCCUAAGAGGUGCAUAACAGGAUCUUAGCAUAGACAAACAAGCAACAGUGGCAUAUCUGGCAACUAAUCCCCUCAACUGUAACACAGGAUUGUGUUUGUGUGUGGGCUGAGAGGUCUCCUUUGGGUUUUUUUCUGUUGUGUGAAUGUGGGACAGCGUGUGUUUUCUCUUUCUCCCUAAAGAACCUGCUAUUUCUUUACUCAAUUGUUGCCUUAGUGCUGACUGCCAAGCAAAAUCCAACGAACACAGGGCAACAUAUACCCAACAUGCACAGUAUCACAGUUCUCUUUCAGCAUCUUUAGAACAAGAGUUUAGCUAAAUUCAAUUUUGUCUUGUUUUUGUCCUUAAGCACAUAAAAACCCUGAACAAAAUCAGCAUUUGUCGUCAUAAUAAAGCAUCGCAACUGAUACAAAAAUGACAGUUUCCUAUCUGCAGGCCAACAGACAAUUAACCACACUGAAGUACUACAGGUUAUAAACCUAUUUCCACUUUCAAAAAAUCUACAUGAGGCAAACAUGAACAUCUUGAGUAUUUAUGAACAUGCAUUGCUCCAUUUUCUUAAAGAAUAAAGUAUAUCUAUCUCUAUAAAUAUAUGUAAAUCUGUAAUUCAUUAUAUUAGAGUGUUUGAAAAAAGAUUAUGCUUUAUUUUAGGGCAUUAUGCUAGUUCUGUAUAAAAAAGAAAAGGUAAAAGAAAGAAGAUCUAUGUUCUGUCGAGUGUUAUUGUGAUACAGUAAGAUAUAUGGUGAGGUCAUCCAUGCCUCAUCCUUUAUGUUGCUUUCAGGGUCAGGAGAUGUUUUUAUUUUGGGAUAAUAAUAUUAACUAUAAAAAAUACACCAACAAAAAAUGUGACCAAAUUUAUCAAAGUAUAUAUGCACAUAUAUACUUUAUACCGUACAACCAUGUAGACGUAUAAAUGUGUGAUGUUCCUUUGUGAAAUCUGUUUAAAAAGCAAGGUUAGAUUUAAGAAAAAGGUUAUGUACAAAUGUAUGUUUUUGCUGUGUUUGAUUUUAACCAAUAAAAAUAAAGAAAACAAUGAUCAAGA
Molecule: messenger RNA, 3440 nt
Organism: Centropristis striata (black sea bass)
Lineage: Eukaryota; Metazoa; Chordata; Actinopteri; Perciformes; Serranidae
Product: synaptogyrin-1-like
Exons: 4
Coding region: 313-1011 (232 amino acids)
Cellular component (GO): synaptic vesicle membrane; neuromuscular junction
Source: RefSeq, a predicted model, not a curated record